UCGGCGAGAAAAGCAGGCAGUACGCAUUUAGAUCGUGCAGUCAAGAAUGAUAAGGUCAUAGAAAUGUUUCAGAACGUUGAACAAUUUCUGCAAUAAUUUAAUGGUGAGAUUAGUAUUCCGGUUUCGUCGAGCAGAGGCCUUGUUUCGGAAAAUAAUUCGGUGAGGAACAAUGGCGAAUUCGGCGAUCCGCAGCGGCGUUGCUUUCAAAACCUUUGCUUUCCUGAUUCUGGUAUGUACGCUCGAUCUGUUUUCGGGGCAUAUACACUAUACUAUUCCUGAGGAAUUAGAAUUAGGUGCUGUUGUUGGAAAUAUCGCUCAUGAUUUGGGAAUGAACGUACCACAGUUGUCUGCUCGUAAAUUGCGGCUAACCUCAGAGGCGGGUGGACAGUAUAUGAAGGUGAAUUUGGAUAAUGGGAUUUUGUCCAUUCGUGAAAGAAUCGACAGGGAGCACGUCUGUGGACAAACAUCUGUAUGUACUAUUCCUUUUGAAAUAAUAUUGGAAAAUCCUUUGGCGUUGCACCGCGGGGAAGUGGAAAUCCUUGAUAUAAAUGACAAUUCACCUACUUUCCGGGACAGCACCAUUGCCUUACAGAUGUCCGAAGCUUUUGCACCAGGAGUACGUUUUCGUCUCGACAGCGCGGAAGAUCCAGACAUUGGAAUAAAUACGAUCGCUGCUUACACAAUCGGUUCCAACGAGCAGUUUAAUCUUAAAACGCAGAGAACCGAGGACGGUAUUCUAAUUGCAGAGUUGCUGUUGGAGAAGCCAUUGGAUAGAGAGCUGCAGUCAUCCUUUCGAAUGACGCUAACGGCGACUGAUGGUGGGAUCCCUCAGAGAUCCGGUACAGCUCAGAUUCUCAUUACAGUAGUGGACAUCAAUGACAAUCCACCUGUAUUCGAUCAUGAAAUUUACAGGGGCAGAAUAAGAGAGAACACACUUCCAGGUACCUUGGUGAUGAAAGUCAAAGCCAUUGAUUUGGACGAAGGGCUGAAUGCUGAGCUAACAUAUUCUUUCAGCAAACUUUCUUCAGCAAGAGCUCACGAAUUAUUCAAUUUGGACCCGCAUACUGGAGAGAUUCGGACUGCGGGAGAGCUGGAUUUUGAAGAAGCAAAUAGCUAUUCACUAGAUAUUCAAGCAGUGGACCACGGAUUACCUGCAAUUAUCGGGCACUCCAAAGUGUUGAUCGCGAUAAUUGAUGCAAACGACAACGCUCCCGAGAUAAAACUGUCUUCAACCACCAGCAACGUUCCUGAAAAUGCUCCCCCGGGCACAUUGAUAACCUUGAUCAAUGUUAUCGAUCGCGAUUCUGGAGAGAACGGGCGGUUUCGCUGCGAGAUGCCAAAGAACACCCCCUUCAGGCUUCGAACAUCGUCAAAAAAUUAUUAUGAGGUGAUUACAAGUGGAUCGUUGGACCGCGAGCUUGUCCCCGAGUAUGAAAUACCGUUUGUAGCCUGGGACUUGGGGUCGCCUUCACUGUCAACAAAUAAAACAAUCCAGAUAGUAAUUACAGAUGUAAAUGACAACGCACCACGGUUUAGCGAAACUUCUUACAACGUGUAUGUAAUGGAGAACAAAGCUCCGGGCACAUCUAUUUUCGCAGUAACUGCCACAGAUCCUGACCUGGACCAGAAUUCCUACGUGUCUUAUUCAUUUCUGGAGAAUCCUAUCCAGGACUUGCCGGCGUCCAAUUACCUCAGCAUCAACUCGCUGAACGGCACCAUUUACGCACUGCACUCGUUUGACUAUGAGAACCUCAAAAGCUUCCAGAUCCAUGUUCAAGCUCGUGAUGCUGGAGUGCCACCGCUGAGCAGCAGCGCGACACUGAAUGUGAUAAUCCUGGAUCAAAACGAUAACCCUCCCGUCAUCAUUUCACCAUCCAGACAGAAAGGACCGGCAGCAAUGGAGAUCUUGCCCCAAUCUGUGGGCCAAGGAUACUUAAUCACCAAGAUAAUAGCCAUGGAUGCAGAUUCAGGUCAGAACGCACGUCUCUCUUAUCACUUGCAGAGAUCUACUGAUCCCAGUUUAUUCACCCUUGGGCAAAAUUCCGGAGAACUCAGAACGGCCAGACCUAUUUUGGAAUCAGAUACUACCAGUCAAACUGUCGUCAUCUUGGUGAAAGACAAUGGGCAGCCGAGCCUCUCCAGCACGCUUACAAUUCACAUUACAGCUUUGGAGAACAUCACCGAAAGAACUACAGAAAGCAGUAACUUCGUGGCGAAUCCCGAAUAUUUCUCUGAUCUAAAUCUUUAUUUGAUCGUCAUUUUCGGUUGCACUUCUGUUCUCUUUCUCGUAAUUAUUAUUCUACUGAUUGGUAUCAAAUGUAAACAGGACAGAAAGAUCAUUGAAGAGUACAAUUCUCCAAGCUGUUGUUACAGAGUUGGAGAUUCUCGCGAUACGUUUCAUUCCAGGCUUGCAAUGGAGGAAACUUUACGCUAUCCUGGAUCUGGCCGGGUAGUUUCCGUGCCAGAAGCGCACCGUUACUCGGUUUGUCUGUCUCCAGAGUCAGCGAAGAGCGAUUUUCUCUUCUUGAAGCCUUGCGCCGUUCCCACGUCUCAAGCCAACCGUUAAGUUCACAAUGAUCCAGAGGCACAAUGUAGGAACUAAAUUACUGACGGCAAUAUUAACAUUCAGGAAAAAAGAUAAUUUCGAGAGAAGUACUUAAGUAAAUAUUCCUGUUGUUUUGGAGAUACAAGAGACUGUAGACCCUGGAAUCUGGAACAAAAA
Molecule: messenger RNA, 2722 nt
Organism: Pristis pectinata (smalltooth sawfish)
Lineage: Eukaryota; Metazoa; Chordata; Chondrichthyes; Rhinopristiformes; Pristidae
Product: protocadherin-10-like
Exons: 1
Coding region: 170-2566 (798 amino acids)
Biological process (GO): homophilic cell-cell adhesion
Cellular component (GO): plasma membrane
Molecular function (GO): calcium ion binding
Source: RefSeq, a predicted model, not a curated record